GUGUGUUUGUGUUUAGCACUGUGUGAUUAUGCUCCCAAUAAUAUCAUAAACAACGCAUACAAUCAAACCAACGGGGUUGCUUGGGCUGCAUACUUGGCAUAUUUGGCACACUUGAAGAGCGUCUCCAUUGAAUUCGCUGGAGUUGGUAUUUGUUGGUAUUUGUGAGCUGGUCGCCAGCUCAGCGUGUUUGUUUGAGAGCCAACAGAGACUUGAACGUGCAGAGAGCGCGUCAAAUUCACACUGCGUAUACGUAUUAUAGUUUUGUUUAUAUAUUGUACGUUAAAGAAUGUGCGCCUAAGAACAACCAAUACACUGAAAACAAUUGAAGAGCAACUUUAAUUGAAAACAACACAUCUAGAGUAUUUCCAAAAAGGACAAGGAAUUAAUUUGAAGGACUCAAAAUGGGAAAUGAAACAUCGCUGCCGAUGGACAUGUGCUCCAAUUUCGAUGCCGAUGAGAUCCGUCGAUUGGGCAAACGUUUCCGCAAACUGGAUCUGGACAAUUCCGGAGCAUUGAGCAUAGAUGAGUUUAUGUCGCUGCCGGAAUUGCAGCAGAAUCCGUUGGUGCAGCGUGUUAUCGAUAUAUUCGAUGCGGAUGGCAAUGGCGAAGUCGAUUUCAAGGAAUUCAUACAGGGUGUCUCACAGUUCAGUGUGCGUGGCGAUAAGUUAUCGAAACUGCGUUUCGCCUUUCGCAUCUAUGACAUGGAUAAUGAUGGCUAUAUAUCGAAUGGAGAACUAUUUCAGGUGCUCAAAAUGAUGGUCGGCAACAAUCUGAAGGAUACACAAUUGCAACAGAUUGUCGAUAAGACCAUCUGUUUUGCCGAUAAGGAUGAGGAUGGCAAAAUCUCAUUUGAUGAGUUCUGUUCCGUUGUGGGCAAUACGGAUAUACAUAAGAAAAUGGUUGUUGAUGUCUAAAAAAAAAAAACAACAACAACAGAUACUCAGAUACAUUUCCUCACAUACAUAGAUGCAUACAUACAAGCAUGUAUUGACUAAAAAACUAAAUUUUUUUCUCGAUUCGUUGACAUUUCAAAUUGUUGUACCUACCAAUUAUGUAUGUAAUCGUAUGCAUAAGUACAUAAGUAUGUAUGUAAUUAUUUAAGUGCGUGCCAACCAGGCAAAAGCAACAACUAUGACAAAA
Messenger RNA from Drosophila innubila, 1140 nucleotides. RefSeq names its product calcineurin subunit B type 1. Gene Ontology annotation, molecular function: calcium-dependent protein serine/threonine phosphatase regulator activity; calcium ion binding. Lineage: Eukaryota; Metazoa; Arthropoda; Insecta; Diptera; Drosophilidae. The record is from RefSeq and is a predicted model, not a curated record. The coding region runs from base 402 to 914 and encodes 170 amino acids. The transcript has 3 exons.